AUGGGUCGGAGGAGGAAAGUUCUAUCGAAGCCGACGGUGGUCUCCGAUGAGUCUACAGUGGAGGUUAUCUCGUCGAAUGUUGAAGCAACGGUUGAGACGAUUAAUGUGGAGGAAUUUCAUGAACCCUGUGCAGAGUUAGAGCUAGACCGUGGAGGUGAGGAGAUUGAUGAGGGGUAUUCAUUUCGUUCAUCAUCUCGAGCAGCGAACUGGGCAGAGGAGGUUGAGGGUAAUGACUUUCAGAACUUGGCUAAAGAAGUUUGGAGCAAAUUCAAGGCGAACCAGGUUCUCACUCCCUCGACUAGACUAGAUUUUGCUGAACCCAUGAAGGUUGGUGAUCAGGUUGUAGCUAGGCUGGAUCUGGAAGAGGUAGAGGUUGAGGCAUCAUUUUGGAGGAAUGCCAUUGUAUGUAUUGUUUUAGGUGCCAACCCUCAUUUUCGAGUUUUUGAGGGUUUCAUCAAACGAAUUUGGGGAAACCUGGGGAUAGAUAAGAUUGUGCGAAUGCACUCAGGCUUCACGCUGGUUAAUUUCAGGGAUGAGGCCACUCGAGACCUGAUUUUGGAAACAGGGGUUAUUCACUUUGACAGAAAACCUGUUGUUCUACGCCCUUGGACCACAGAUUUGGAUUCGGUUAGAAUGGUCAAAUCUGUCCCGGUUUGGAUUCGCUUGAAUGGAUUGGGAUUGCAAUAUUGGGGUAAGAAGAGCCUUAGUGCUCUGGUGAGUACUAUUGGUAAACCAAUUAUGGUGGACAAGGUGACUCAGAGCAGAGAUAUGGUUAAAUAUGCUCGGAUUUUGGUUGACAUGGAGAUUUCGGAUCAUCCGCCUAAGAGCAUUGCUUUUAUCAAUGAAAGAGGCCAGUUAGUUGAGCAAUUGGUUGAGUAUGAAUGGCUCCCAUCUAAGUGUGCGACUUGUGCUCAGUUAGGGCAUAUAGUGGCUGACUGUAAUAAGGGGAAAUGA
Messenger RNA from Humulus lupulus (European hop), 954 nucleotides. RefSeq lists its product as uncharacterized. The transcript has a single exon. The record is from RefSeq and is a predicted model, not a curated record. Bases 1 to 954 code for a protein of 317 amino acids. Lineage: Eukaryota; Viridiplantae; Streptophyta; Magnoliopsida; Rosales; Cannabaceae.